Osmerus eperlanus (European smelt) is the source of this 3517-nucleotide messenger RNA. RefSeq names its product ADP-ribosylation factor-binding protein GGA1-like. The transcript is spliced from 17 exons. Lineage: Eukaryota; Metazoa; Chordata; Actinopteri; Osmeriformes; Osmeridae. Gene Ontology annotation, molecular function: phosphatidylinositol binding; ubiquitin binding; small GTPase binding. Gene Ontology annotation, biological process: intracellular protein transport; protein localization to cell surface; Golgi to plasma membrane transport. The record is from RefSeq and is a predicted model, not a curated record. Bases 366 to 2366 code for a protein of 666 amino acids. Gene Ontology annotation, cellular component: trans-Golgi network.
GACAUUUGAGAGGUGUACACAAAAAAAUUGUGUUGAUUGUUUUGCAAAUAGUGUCUACGGCUACGCAUACGCAACAGUUGAAGUGGGUGCGUUCCAGUGAGGUCCCCUUGUUAGAUGUCAGUUGUACGUGUCUAGAGACGAGAGUGGAAGCGGUUGUUUGGGAGCGUCGUGGUAAACAAACAAAUGCCAAAUACAGUUUAAACAUGUAAUAAAGCAAUGCAGCGUUAGAAUCGGAGAGGAUGUCAUGUCACUAGCUGUAGUCACUGAUCAGUCAGACAGUAACAGUACCCCACAAGAACGUGUCGGACCUGGAGCACAGCGGACCGCUACGUUCUCCUCGCGAUAGUCAAAGAAAUCCCGUAGUGAUGGCUGCGCCGCCUGACACGGAGAGUUUGGAGUCCCGUAUCAAUAGAGCCACAAACCCACUAAACAGAGAUACAGACUGGGAGGGGAUCCAUGCUUUUUGUGACCAGCUCAAUAAUGAUUUGGAGGGCCCCCAGCUGGCCACCAGACUCCUGGCUCACAAGAUCCAGUCUCCCCAGGAGUGGGAGGCAACACAGGCUCUCCUGGUGCUGGAGAUGUGUAUGAAGGAUUGUGGGAAAAGAUUUCACAAUGAAGUUGGAAAGUUUCGCUUCCUCAACGAGCUCAUCAAAGUUGUGUCUCCCAAGUACCUGGGCUCGCGAUCCCCAGAGCUGGUGAAGAAGAAGGUUCUGGAGCUGAUCUACAGCUGGACUCUGAGUCUGCCUGACGAGACGAAGAUAGCAGAUGCCUACCAGAUGUUGAAGAAACAAGGCAUGGUGAAGCAGGACCCUGACCUUCCCCCAGGUCAGCUGUGGCUGCCUCCUCCUCCUCCUAGACCCAGGAACGCCGUGUUCGAGGACGAGGAGAAGUCCAAGGUGCUGUCUCGUCUGCUAAACAGCACACACCCCGACGACCUAAAGGCUGCCAACAAACUGAUCAAAGAAAUGGUGCAGGAGGACCAGAGGCGAGCAGAGAAGGUGUCCAGGCGUGUAAACACCAUCCAGGAGGUGAAGGAGAGUGUGGGCCUGCUGACUCAGCUGCUGGAGGAGCACGAUGGGAGCAGCAGCAGCCUGGAGCUCCUGCAGGAUCUGUACCAGCGCUGUGAGAAGAUGAGGCCCACUCUAUUCAGACUGGCCAGUGACACAGAGGACAAUGAUGAGGCUCUGGCGGAGAUCCUGCAGGCCAAUGACAGUGUGACUCAGGUCAUCAACAGGUACAAGCAGCAGGUGAAGGGAGAGGAGGUAAACGGCAACAGCACCGCUGACAACAGACUCACAGGAAGCAGCACAGCGCUGCUAGACCUGUCUGGAUUGGACACCUCGCCACAGUCCCCGCCCUCCUUCCCAGAAUUCCCCACACCAACAGACAGCCUGAACGCCCCUUCACAGGAAAUGGGCCUCAGUCUCCUUGACGACGAGCUGAUGUCACUAGGGUUGAGUGAGGGGACCCUGACGUCUGCAGCCUCGCAGCCGGAUGACUCCACGGCCUGGGACUCUUUCCAGUCCUCUGACAGUGUGGAUGCAGACGUCCCUGCAGCCCCCAGCCUCCUCCUGAGUCCAGACCCCCCAGCCCUGUCCCAGGCCACCUCCUCCUCGGCUACCACCCCCAGCAGCUCUGCCCCCAGCAGCUCUGCCCCCAGCAGCUCUGCCCUGGAUGAGUUAGACCUGCUGGGGAAGGCCUUGCUGCAGCAGUCCCUGCCUCCGGAGGGCUUCCAGGUCAAAUGGGACAAGCAGCAGUCCAGACCUACUCUACGAGAUCUACAGAGCAAGUCUGGGUCAAACCCCAGCCCAAGCCCCAUCCCGGCCUUCACCUCCGAGCAUCCUGGGGCUCUGCUGAACUCCCAGUCCAGCCUGGGAGCUACAUUGCUGGGCAUGUCUCCUGUUCACACAGAGGCUCCUCCUCCAGUGGUCACACUGACGGAUGUGUUAGUACCGUUAGAAUCUAUAAGGCCCAGUAGCUUGUUGCCCGUGACGGUGUUUGACGGUCACAGCUUGCGGGUCCUGUUCCAUUUUGCUCGUGACGUCCCUCCGUCUCGCCCCGACGUCCUGGUCGUCAUUGUCUCCAUGCUGUCCUCCGCCCCGACCCCCGUCACCAGCAUCCACCUGCACACCUCCGCCCCCCAGGGAAUGGCUGUGAAGCUACAGCCCCCAUCAGGAACGGAGCUCCCUGCCUUCAACCCCAUCCUGCCCCCCACCGCCAUCACGCAGGUUCUGCUACUGGCCAACCCCCACAAGGAGCAGGUGCAGCUGGACUACAGGCUGAGCUUCACCCUGGGAGACGAGGAGCACCACAAGACUGGACGAGUACAACACUUCCCUCCUGCGGACACCUGGGGGAAGCUAUGACCCCCUGGCAGACUGGAUCCUGUCCCCCCUCGUGGAAGCUAUGACCCCCUGGCAGACUGGAUCCUGUCCCCCCUCGGGGAAGCUAUGACCCCCUGGCAGACUGGAUCCUGUCCCCCCUCAGCCCGCACGCUUCUGGAGGUCUGGCCAGUCAUUACUCCUUAGUUGAAGUCGUGAUCUCGCACAGUCUCUGCUGUAGUUGGCUGAGAGAUCGUCUGGGCGCGGGACUCUGCCAACCAGAAAACCUGACCGAGGGUAGACAGUUCCAACGUGACUCCUGAUUGGCUAGUUAGAAACUCCGCUAUUUUGCUUAUGCAUAUCCAGUCUCUGCACGUGUAUAGGGGAAGGGGGGGGGGGUGUACAGGGGAUCAGGCAGGGGACAGCCUCAGCUACUGACUCACCAACACAACACUGCAUCAACAACCAGUGGAUGACUUUGUUAACCAUACCAUAAUGUUUCUUUGGCUAUGAUUGGUUGAUAUUGAUUUGUUCAUCAAUAGGUCAUCUGUAAUGCUUCAGUCUGGACAGGGAAGGUACAUUGUGUGUGAGAUUAUUCUUUGUUGUGUACGUCUUUAAUCUUUGCUUAACUUGGUGUUUAUGGUCCCGCUUUUACAAACCUGCAGUUCUCUCUUUUGGCUGGUAGAUGGCGCUGUGCUACAUUCUCGUCUUUUUAGUUUGAACUUUUAACGCUACGAAGGAACAUAAACACAUACGUGGAUAUGUGGGUGCGCUUGAUUUAGUGCACAAGGUGGGCGGAGUUCUCACCUUAGGACCAAUGACUCCCCCUCUCAAAUAUGCAAAGCUUACUUGGAAGGGUGUUCACGCUAAAUCAAGUGGACUUCGGAGAUUAAUACACUAGAACAUUUAGGAGACGUUUCCUGGAGCUAGUCCUAUCUGAGGGCUAUGUUUCAUGGAGCUGUCCUGAUAGAAAUGUCUGUUAUGUCUUUCAUUUGACUGCUUUUGGGUUUCCUCUGUGUCUAUGUAAUUUCUACUGGCCCUUGAGAGCUGGCAGCGGCUGUACUUUCCCAGUAUGUUUGUUUGCUUACAUAAUGAAUGAACUCACGCUGCCAUUUGCACGUAAGCUGAGCUGCAGCUCAUUUCCCUCGUCUUAAGAGGAAGAAAAAAAAGAAGAAAUAUGAGCAUUUCAUAUCUGC